AUGAUUAAUAAUUACAAUACUGAACGAAACAUUCGAGAAUCAUCUCCCCCACCAGUAAAGCAGAUAUUCUCUUUCACUGAUGAGCAAGGAGCCAUUAUUGAACCUCUUCUCAAUUUGGUUGAAAAGACACUCGAUGAAUUACUUAUUAAUAAUGAAUGUAUGAUUCCUUCCAAGGUCGUAGAGAUCUUUGUUUCUAAACAACAUCCUAUAAAUCCAGAUUUCAGUAAUGCCGACACUAUGUAUUCUCAAUUUCUAAAGUUAAAAAUUCAAGCAAAAAAAUUAGCCAAGCAAAAAAUAAGCCGAGCAAGCAGCCUAGCAACCAAAUCCAGUGAAAAAACUGCCACCGAAACCCAAAAGGAAAUCAAAGAAGCCAAAAAAGAACUAACCCAAGUUCAGGAAGAAUUAACCACCCUCGAAAAUCGGCGAGAAUUGAAGAAACCUUAG
Messenger RNA from Ambispora gerdemannii, 444 nucleotides. The record is from the annotation of a GenBank genome assembly. NCBI's taxonomy places the organism in Eukaryota, Fungi, Glomeromycota, Glomeromycetes, Archaeosporales, Ambisporaceae.